CAUGUGUCUUUAUGCAUGAUGAUUGCUCCUUUUAACAGAAACCUAAGAGGGAACGAUCUUACUGGUCACGUUCCUCAAGCUCUUCAAAGAAAUGGACUAGAGUUACUAGUUGAAGGAAACCCGAGGCUUUGUCUCUCUGGUUCGUGCACAAAAGACUCCAAGAAGAAAUUUCCACUGAUAAUUGUUGCAUCAGUUGCUUCUGUAGCCAUAAUCGUUAUUGUGUUGGUUCUUGUGUUUGUUCUCAAAAAGAAGAAGCCAUCAUCCGUGGAAGCUGCACAACUUCCACCAAUUACGCCAAACAUUAAACCAUCAAUUGAGACGAAAAAGAGAAGGUUUACUUAUUCAGAGGUUAUGAAAAUGACAAAUAAUUUCCAAACAGUAGUAGGCGAAGGUGGAUUCGGUGUUGUGUGCCACGGUACUCUAAAUGAUUCCGAACAAGUAGCUGUUAAAUUGCUCUCUCAAUCAUCUAGUCAAGGCUAUAAGCAUUUUAAGGCAGAGGUUGAUCUUCUUCUAAGAGUUCACUAUACAAAUUUGGUGAACCUCGUUGGAUAUUGCGAUGAAGGAGAUCAUUUGGCUCUUAUCUAUGAGUUUAUGCCAAAUGGAGACUUAAAACAACAUCUAUCUGGAAAACGUGGUGGAUCCAUUUUCAAAUGGGGCAGUCGGCUGCAAAUAGCUCUGGAGGCUGCACUAGGUUUGGAAUAUCUACAUGUUGGAUGCACACCGCCAAUUGUACAUAGAGAUAUCAAAACGACAAACAUAUUGUUGGACCAACAGUUAAAGGCUAAGAUCGCCGAUUUUGGCCUUUCAAGAUCUUUCCCUGUUGGAGGUGAAACCCAUGUUUCAACUGUUGUUGCUGGUACACCUGGAUAUCUUGAUCCAGAAUAUUACCAUACAAGUCGGCUGGGUGAGAAGAGCGAUGUGUACAGCUUUGGAAUUGUGUUAUUGGAAAUGAUCACAAAUCAACCAGUGAUUGACCAAUCCCGUCAAAGGUCUCACAUAGCUCAGUGGGUUGGGUUUGAGCUCAACCGAGGAGAUAUCACUAGUAUUAUAGAUCCAAACCUCCACAGGGAUUACGAGUCUCGUUCUGUAUGGAGAGCUCUUGAACUGGCGAUGUCCUGCGUGAAUCCUUCUUCACUAAACCGACCAAAUAUGUCCCAGGUUGCUAAUGAACUGAAAGAGUGUCUUGCGUCUGAAAACUCUAGGAGAAAUAUGAAUAUGGACUCUCAGAGUUCUCCUGAAGUGAGCAUAAGCUUUGACACUGGAAUGUUUCCGAGGGCAAGAUAGUUUGUUUGUGCUGCAAAGUAAGACGACCAAUGACCGUGACGAGCAUAUGAGGCUUAUAGUGAACUGUUUUGAAUCACAAUUAACUGUUUACGCCUUUUCUUUUUAUGAAUUUUGGGUGACAAGAAAAAAAACAUUGAGAAUUUCUGAAGAACUUUUGAACAUGAACUUGGAAAAGUUAGUUUGUGGAGUAAUUAACAUAUGACGAGGGCGUGUCCUCUAUGUAUCAGACUAUCAGUACACUGUUUUGUGGUUACGGUUACAAACAGGAAUCAAUGAAUAUAUAAUCGGCCAGUUUAUAU
Messenger RNA from Brassica napus (rape), 1583 nucleotides. RefSeq names its product probable LRR receptor-like serine/threonine-protein kinase PAM74. The record is from RefSeq and is a predicted model, not a curated record. Gene Ontology annotation, biological process: protein phosphorylation. Gene Ontology annotation, molecular function: protein kinase activity; ATP binding. The transcript is spliced from 7 exons. The coding region runs from base 16 to 1284 and encodes 422 amino acids. NCBI's taxonomy places the organism in Eukaryota, Viridiplantae, Streptophyta, Magnoliopsida, Brassicales, Brassicaceae.